Molecule: messenger RNA, 1379 nt
Organism: Anopheles darlingi
Lineage: Eukaryota; Metazoa; Arthropoda; Insecta; Diptera; Culicidae
Product: corepressor interacting with RBPJ 1
Exons: 3
Coding region: 412-1359 (315 amino acids)
Biological process (GO): negative regulation of DNA-templated transcription
Cellular component (GO): nucleus
Molecular function (GO): transcription corepressor activity
Source: RefSeq, a predicted model, not a curated record
UAAUAUUCCAGGGUUGUAAACUGUUGUUUUGGAUUAAGGUUAGAAAACCUGCUUCACAAAUCGCUGUGAAAAAGUGGAAAAAUCUUAAUUUUAUUGAACUGGUUCGUGCGCGAAAAGAACAAAUUCAACUCACGUUGCAAUUCACGCCUCUGCGCCGUUCUAAAAGUAGGCUCGGAAAGUGCAAAACACUUGAAGAACCCCAACGCGUCUAUAAAAACUCGGUGUUGAAAACAGAUAAAAAGGAUUCCAAAUCCUUUUUCAAGUUCCGGAAAGCAAUCGACCUACUCUCAAUUAACACUAGUGCUCUACAUUAAUCUGCGGCCAAGAUCAGGGUGUCUCGAAGGGCACAUCCUCUACCACGAACUUGAAAAGGAAAAUAGAAGCUGAAAAAGAGCGUUCUACGAAACAAAAAUGGGGAAAGGUUUUAAUAACUACAUGUGCAAGAAGUUUUUCCAUCCGGCAUCCAGGGAUAACCUCAAGCGAGUAUGGAUGGCGGAACAGCAAGCGGAGGCAUACAAAAAAAAGCAGGAAGAAUUACGGAACCAGUAUGAGAAAGAGCAAGAGUUGCAUGAUAACAAAGCGAUGCUCAGCAAAGACAGCAAGGAUAAGUUGAGCGUCAAUUUUAUGUAUGAGUUGCCCCCGGGGAUGAGGAAAGAACAGGAGCCAGAAAGUAGCGAGGCCGAGUUUAAGUUUGAAUGGCAACGCAAAUACAACGCGCCGCGCGAAAGCUACUGUAAAGGAGACACGGAAAUCCGGGACCAACCGUUCGGCAUACAGGUGCGAAACGUGCGUUGCAUUAAGUGUCAUAAAUGGGGCCACAUAAACACGGACAAAGAAUGCACCAUGUAUAGUUUAUCGAUGAGCGAAGCGAAAAAGAUUCAUUCCGAGGCUGAAGCGAACCAGAUACUAUCCAAGGGAGAAUUGGAGCAACAGCUUCGGGACGAUGGGUUGGCAAUGAAGCGUAGUGCCCAAGAACUAGUUACUUCUCACAAGCUAAUAGGUGAACCUGAAGGAGAGCAGACAGCACCAGAAACGGAAUUCAUACGGUCGUUGACGAAAAAGCAGAAAAAGAAACUAUUGAAGAAACUAGAGAAAAUUGAAAAGCGUCAAAGAUCGGCGAAACGGAAGCAUCAUAAGAAAUGUUCCUCUAGCUAUGCUAGUAGCAGAGAUUCAUCUUCAUCGUCAUCAGAUGAGUCCGAUUCUGCGCAAACGAGAAAGAUAAACAAAACAUCGCUGCAUAAAAAUGGUCAUCAGCAUAAAGAGCGCAAGAGGCAUCGAAGCCGUUCAAGGUCCCCCCAUACAAGUCAUUCUCGCCAUGAUCCCCGUAAGGGCAGAGAGACAAAGCGAUUCGGCAGAUAAUAUCCAUGCUAAUGCUAACA